AUGAAAGCCGCAGGUGAAGUUUAUCCUGGUCAAUUCACUAAAAAUUUACUACAGGUUGAUAUAGAACUGGAUCCAAAUGUUAUAGAUAGCAUUAAAACUGGAACAAUUUUAGCAUUUGAGCAUUGCAGAAAUGUCUUUCGUUGGGAGCGCUGGAACUGUCCAACUGAGGACUUUGAAAGGCAUAAACAGCAACGCGCAAAUAAGGAACUGGCAUUUACACAAGCUAUUACGGCGGCCGGUAUUGUUCAUGCUGUUACGAAAAACUGCUCUAGAGGAGAAAUUAGCGAUUGUGGAUGCAACUCAAACUUUGGGGGGACAACAAAUUCUCAAAAAGUGGAUCCGCCGUCAUCAAGCAAACAAAUUGAACUAAAUACAAAUGUAAAAGACAAAACCGUAAAAUGGUCUUGGGGAGGAUGUUCAGACGACAGUACUUAUGGAUUAAGAUUAGUACGCGAUUUGCUAGAAAAUUCGAAAGAAAAUGCUACAGUUCUUUCUUACAUUGAAAAACAUAAUUAUCGUCUAGGGAAACAGAUUGUCCAACAAGCAAUGAUUAAGAAAUGUCGCUGUCACGGAGUUUCCGGAAGUUGCUCACUACAAACCUGCUGGAUGCAGUUGCCUCCUUUCCAUAUAAUAUCUAAAAAAUUAAAAGAAAAAUAUAGAAAAGCAAGACGACUUAUCAGCGAAAACAUUGAAGCUACAAUAGCUUUGGGCAAUUCAGUGAAAAGAGAAGACAGGACCAGUAACUUUCUGGCACCAGAAGAUUCAUUGGUAUUUUUGGAACAAAGUCUUGAUUAUUGCCUUCCUGACCAAACCCAAAACUGGCCAGGUACAAAAGGCAGAUUUUGUUCCAGGACCAAAUCAAACCGUACAACCGCCUCGGAAAAGAGAAGCUGCCGGAACCUUUGUAGACAAUGCGGGUAUAAAGUACGAAGAGAAAAGAUGGUGGUUAGGAAAAGGUGUAAUUGCGUAUUUCAAUGGUGCUGUUCCGUAAAGUGUGAAAUGUGCAGUGAGAUAGUCGAAGAAUUAUAUUGUGAUUGAUGUAUUUGAUUAUGUAUAUUAAUUUAUUUAUUAUCUGAGUUAUUAAUAAGUUACUGUUUUUAUUUGUGAUAGUUUUUGGGAAGUACCUACUGAUUAAACGGUUUAGGCGAUUUUUUUUUUUUUUUCAUUAUGCAAAAUCUUUCAGAAAGUGCUUUGGUCUGGAUUUAUCGGCAUUGUUUUAGUUCCCAAUCCCAAUCGUAAUUGCUUUCAGCAAUCCCUUAUUCAGAUUCAGGGAAGUAUUGUCCAAGGAAUUUUAGGUAGUUGGAUUUGCGAUUGAUAACGCCAAAUUUACGCCUUCC
Messenger RNA from Ceutorhynchus assimilis (cabbage seed weevil), 1337 nucleotides. Lineage: Eukaryota; Metazoa; Arthropoda; Insecta; Coleoptera; Curculionidae. The record is from the annotation of a GenBank genome assembly.